Molecule: messenger RNA, 804 nt
Organism: Capsicum annuum
Lineage: Eukaryota; Viridiplantae; Streptophyta; Magnoliopsida; Solanales; Solanaceae
Exons: 4
Coding region: 1-804 (267 amino acids)
Source: RefSeq, a predicted model, not a curated record
AUGAAUCCGCUAGAGUUUUAUUGGUCCAAGGUAGGUGAGGAUCAGCAGUUGUAUCUGGAGGAGAUAAGGAAGAUUACACAGGAGUUCCAGGAUGUAUUCCUGGAUAAAUUCUUUCCGCUAGAGCUCAGAAAGGCGAAAGUAGAGGAGUUCAUCAACUUACGGCAAGGCUUCAUGACUGUUACGAAACUGAUGACCCAUGUCCAUCAGAUCAAAUCAGAUCAGAUAAAAAAUAGGGAUAGAGUAAGAGGGAAUAAGACAGCCAGAUAUGAGCAACCUAUUUAUGGUAAGAACAGAUCGCAAGGAGGGAAUCGCCCUCAGUUACAGAGCCGCUUAUCUAUGCCAGCACCAUCAUUAUCUACAGCUCCAGCACUUAGAGGUAGGUGUGGUAGGGACCACGAGGGUAAGUGGUUAUGGGGUCAGAAGAGCAGUUAUGGAUGUGUCCAAGAGGCCCACGAUUUUAGAGAUUGUCCUCAUACUAGACAGGGGAACCGUGAUGUUUGUCCCCUGGCUCAGACUGCUAAUGCUCCAGCUCCUGUAGCUUAUCCAACUUCUACUCAUAGUUCUUCUUCCAGCAAUAUUGGUGGUCAUUGCCCGAACAGAUUCUAUGCUUUGCUUUCACAUCAGAAGCUGGAGGACUCCUCCGAUGUUGUUACUGGUAUGCUUUGUGUGUUUCAAUUUAAUGUUUAUCCAUUGUUGGACCCUGGAUCUAGUUUUUCAUAUGUGGCACCUCUAGUUGCUGUAAAAUUUGAAGUGAGUCCCGAGAUUGUCUCUGAGCCUAUCCUAGUUUCUACCCCUGUGGAUUAG